ACAGUACAUAUUUUGUUUGCGUUUUAAGCGACUUUGUUUAGAAUAGAAAGCCAUUUCACAAGUUUGGGUAAAAUUGACGAUAAUUUUAGAGAAAUCUUCGGUUUAUUCUGAUAUUUACCAUUUUGUAGCAUGAGCUACGUUGGUUGUCUUGUAUCCCUGAAUUGCGGGGAAUCUCUUGGUACAUACCAGGGGCAAGUGAGGAAGGUAGAUAACUCUGCACAGUCUCUGUCUAUAAGUCAUCCAUUCAGAAAUGGAGUCAAAUGUGAAGUUCCAGAGGUGACAAUAAGUGCCUGUGACAUUAAAGAGUUGAGAAUAAUAAAAACAUCCCAGGAGGCAGACAAGGUUUUACCUAAAUAUUCAACACCUUCAAAACUAUCAAAAGAGACUGCUGAGGAGUUGGACUCGGUUGCAUCUCCGGGUAGAAUUGCAGAAUCUAAGCUCGAGCCAAAUGGAAAUGCUUCAACUGGAAAUAGUAAUAAAUCAUGUGUGAACAGUAAUGCCAGAGAUAGAUACACGAAUGAUAGGAGGUCUACUCCAACAAAAGAUAGACUUGGAAUGGACUUUAAUAACACAAAUGGGAGUCCUCAUGGAUACAUGGCCGCACGAGACAGGGAUAAUAGUGCUAAUGGGAAUGGGCACAGGAGUUACUCUGUAUCAUCAAGGUAUUUCUAUGAUUGGUGGUUUUACAUUCCGUUUGGGCUAUUUUUUUUGUUACGUUUAGGUUGUGAAGGUAGUAAAGGUUGUAGGAAUAACAAUAGAAAUACCCCAACAAAAGACGAACAGUUCAGUGGUAGAAGAAAUUCAGAAUCAGAGGGACGGGCCUCCCAUAAAUCAAGUGUUCCAAGAAAGAUAGAGUUCCGGAAAAAGCCGAAUUCACGUCAGGACUGUUUUAGUGCCCCGGUAGACUCACUGUUAGAUGAGUUUGACUUUGAGAAAAAUCUAGCACUGUUUGAUAAGAAAGCAGUAUUUGAAGAGAUCGAAAGUAAUAAUCCUGAUGUAAUACGUAUAAGUGAUAAAAAACCUACUAAAUAUAGACAUGAUGAGAAUGUGCUCCAGUCAAAACCAGUAACAUUUCAGCAAAUACGAGUGCCAAAAGAUUAUGGAAAUUCCUACGUAACAGACUCAGGUUUAGUGGUUCCCAGUAUUGAUUAUGACCUUAGAAACAAGUUGUUUGAUAUUGCUGAAGCUUGCGGGUUUUCCAUGGAGAGAAGGUUAGAAAUGAUUGGACGAUCCUCCAGUGAGAUGGUUCUACAGCUGUUAGGAGGGAGUAGCAGGUUAAACCCGCAGAAUGGGCACCAAUUGCCAACAGUUUUAGUGCUGUGUGGGCCCCAUAUUCAGGGAGCCCAGGGUCUUAACUGUGCCCGGCAUCUAGUCAACCAUGGUGUACGUACUGUUGUGUUCUUACCCAACUUCCUCAGGAUGGUGCAAUGCGUUGAGCAGGAACUCAAAAUGUACGAAAUGUGUGAUGGCAAGAGAUAUAGUCUUGAUAAAGAUAUUCCCACUUGUUCAAUAGAUAUGAUAGUAAAUUGUAUGGACAGUCAUGAAAAUUCAUUUCUGAAAGAUCAGGCCUGGUACCAAACUCAUGUGAGAUGGGUCAGUCACAGCAGGGCACCAGUCUUCACAAUAGAUCCACCAAUAGAAAGUGUUGAUAUUCUUCCAAAGUGGUGUUUGUAUCCUGUCCUGCCAUUGGCUAGAACUGAUGUGACACCUCAAGUAUACUUAUGUGACCUUGGACUUCCAAAAGAGGUGUUUAAGAAUGCUGGCAUCACAUACAAGUCACCAUUUAGUCAUAAGUUUAUAAUUCCCUUGCAUCCCCAGUCAUAGACUGCUGCCAGUCCUAUUACCUGAACAUACAUUUUAAAUUCAUUGGUUAUGUUUUGGUUAUGCACCAGAAAUUUCACAUACAUUAAUAAUAACAAGGUGACUAAUAGAGUAUGUCAGUAUUACAGAUUUUGAGUCAGUUUGUUAGGAUCUUUCAAUCAGUUAUGAUUUUGAAGAAUAUAUGGUGGCUUGUUAUUGAACAUACCAGAAUAUAAAAGGAAGCGUUCUUCUGGUACAGAAAGGUAUAAAAGCAGUUGUGAGAUACUUGCAUGUAUUCUCUAAAUGCCUUAAACAGAUAAUCAUUUGAAUUGCAUUAUAUAUCACAGACUUUUGUUUCCAGUGAAAUGUGCAUUACUUAGUUUUAAGUGCUUUUAAUAGGAUAGGAAUGUUCGUUGAUUUCCUUAGGGAAUUGUUAGCUGUAUACUGUCUUUUAUUGUCAUUCCUCGUCUUUUUUAAGGCUUUGAAUUGAAGAAACUCGACCUUAAAGACAUUUUUAACAACUGUGAAUAGACUUUGUUUCAUGCUAUAAUCCUUUAAUUUAGAUAUAUUUAUCAAAGAAUCAAGGUCUUCACAUUGUUUAUCAUCUGAUUUACCACAGUUCAAAAGCACAGGAAUUGAACCACAAUGGCGUGAGCCUGAGAGGUUAAAUGUCCAGGCAUCUGAAUGAUGACCUGUGGUAAAUAAGAGUUUAUACAAAACCACAACAAGAAAGCCUUGUUUAUUUUAAGUGUACUAUGCUCAUUGAAACAUAGGGUAAAAAGUAUGCUAAACUUCAUUCAUCAGAGUAGCUAUUUGAUGUCAUAAUGUUCUCUUACCUGUUCCCACGUCAACUGUUGUUUAUUGCACAAUAUACAAUGCUUGACUACUGACAAAGAUUAUGUUAGAGUGGUUGGUUGUAUUCUAAUAAUUUCACAGCUCCUAUUAGUUACAUCAUCUAAGUAUGAUUUCAGUGCUACUGAAUGGGAAUAAAUUGCAAUAACUAAUAAAAAUUAUAUAAAAAAAAUCAACUGCUUACAUGUCUAGAUGUGUGCAACAUUAUGUCACUCAUUUGUUGUUCCCAUCAGUCUUUAAAAUCACUCAAAGGUUAUUUUUUUAACUAAACCAGCAUUAAGGUGCUGAAAUAAAAACUUAAGAAAGGAACAUUGUUUACUGAAACCUAUUUUACUUGUGAUCGCCAUACAUUUGUCCAUUAUUUUGACAAGUGCAAUGUAUGGUUCUCACUUGAUAAAAUAAAUUUCAUUCUUCAACUUCCACAAGCAUUAAGACUGUGCUAAUCUUUUAAUGUCACUGGUUUUUAAAUAUCACUUUGUUUUUGUUUAGUGUUUACAAAUUUUUAGCUAUAAUAAAACAAAUCUCAUACAAUUUAUCAUUACCAAGAAAUAUGCUUUGUUUUUUAUGAAUAACCUUAUCAAACAGAUAUGAAAAGGGAAUUUUUUGAUGCUGUUUUAGUAAUUCUUGCAGAACUGCAGAAAUUCUGACAUGUUAACAUGUAUAGUGUUUGUUAACAUUUAUAUAUCACUAUUUUAAUGAUAUUUUACAUGUUUGUCCACAGAGGUUCCUUUUAACUUAAUGAUGUAGUGUUUAACAAAUGCAGCAGGCUUUGUCUUCGUAAGACUGGAAAUGGUUUUUGUGCUGAAAUGUUGUUAAUUAAGAUAACAAGAUAUAUGGAACAUUUUAAUUAGAUUUUAGCCCAAGGUAUAGAAGGAGUAAGUGUAAAUUUGAUGUUCAAAAGUUUGGUGCUUGUGUACAGCGUAUAAAGUGUUCUGUUAAGAAACUUUUCUCAGACAUUUAUGAAGUGUGUAAAUUAUAUCUUGGUCAGCAAUUGGAGAGGUCCAAGCCUGAAUCUCUUUAUAUUGCAGGUUGUGUAUAUGUGAUUGAUUUAGUAAGUUUAACCUUUAGCCUGCUGGCAGUAAGUGAUUCUGCCUUUGUGACCAGUGCAGACAAAGGUCAGCCUGCAUGUCCUUGCAGGCUGAUCAUGGUCUUCACUGUUCACUUUUCAGUCAGUAAAUUUUCAGUGAACACCCCUUCGAAUAAUAAAUGGCAUUGCCAAAAUUGAAUGAUGGACUGGUCUGUUUUAGAAAUUUAGCAGGCAGUGAAUGUAUAUUAAAGUUGAUUUGCCAUCUUUGUUGGGAUGGUAAAUGCACGGUAGUGCAUUUUAAGUCCCAAAUCUCGGUGAUUUUAUGUUCACUACAUUAUCUUUGUUCACAUGUGGUCUUAAUUGUUAUGGGCCUCCAAAACUGUUCAGUCCUGGAAAGAAAUCACAGCCUUAAAAGCUUGAAUAGCAGGAAGUAUUGUGGAAUGGAACUUCUGUCUGAUUUAGUUUUACUGUCAUUUUAAAAAAAACAACACAAUUUUAACUUUUAUUCUAAAAGUGUGAAUAGGUUGAUUCAUUCUAGAAAUUUGUUAUGUUCGUUUUGUACUGCUCAGAUAUUUGUAACUGAAAAAUAUUAUUUUAAAUUGUAUGUAAGAUUAAUUUUACUGGUCUAUGUACAUUAAUAUGUGAUAGGGCAUUCAUGUAUAUUUUAUGUAUAUUUCAGUAUUGUGCAUACUUUAAUCUUAAAAUUUGGUUUUAAUCAGAUUACCAUUUUUGUGCUUUUUAGUUAAUUAUAAAAAAAAUGUGAUAUAUUGAUAUUCACUGUAUUUUACAUAUAAUUGACUUGUUUGUAAAAGUGCCAAUUGUUUUUUAGCUACCAUAUACAGUAUAGUGGUAGAAUAUGGAGUACAAUCAAAUCUGUCUACUGACUAUCCUAGGGAUACCUCAAAAGUGAUCCUCAUUUCCAAAUAGUCUUUAUUCAUUUUAAAAAUAGAAACUGAAAUUAAAAUACCUGUAGUUGUCUUUAGAGCAGGUGGUCCUUGUUCACAUGUGGUCUUCGGGCACAGGUUUGAUUGUAUUUAUAUAAUAUUGUGUUUUUCUUUUCUGGUCUCUGAUAUACUUACUCGAUGAUUAUCUUGGUGCAAAUAGGAGAAAUGUGGCAGUGCAAAGAGCAUGUUAUAUUACUGUUUCCACUGGUAACGAAAGGAAUAGUUCUUACGAGUUUAGAUUGAAACAGGUGCAUUUAUCGACAGAUAAUUUAUUAUUAUGUGAUCUAAGGACCGAAAAAUUGUUAGUACAGACUGACUGUGGUCCAGAUGUAUGCGUAAAGAGGGCCACAGUGUGAUAGAUAUAUCAUAGGUACUACAAGUUGCAUCUGCUGUAACAAGAAAUGGCCUAUGGAAUAGCAAUAAGUAUAGUGAAGUGGAAUUGUACUAUAGGUCAGCAGUGUAAUGUGUUGAACAGUGGAAAUUGUGUUAAAGUAUUUUAAAUAUUUCUUAAGUUAUGUCUCCCACCACACAGUGGUGUGGGAGACAUAUUGAUUUACUCCAGUCUGUCUGUGUGUCUGUCUAUCUGUCACAAAGCUUGUCCACACUCUAAGUUGAACAUUUCUCAUCCGAUCUUCACCAAACUUCAACAAAAUGUGUUUGACCAUAAGACCUUGGUCAAGUUCAAUAACUAGUCAAAUCGGCCCAGGCACUUUUGAAUUAUGGCCCUUGAAUUACUGAUUGGAUCCACUCAUCCAGACCUUCUAAUUGAAUCCAUUCAUCAAGACCAUCUAGAGAAACUAGUCAUUUUUCAUAGGGGCACCAUCUAAUUGAAUCCAUUCAUCAAGACCAUCCAGAGAAACUAGUAGUUUUUCAUAGGGGCAGUUGUGGGAGACAUGCACUUUUCUCAAAAGCAUCUCUAGUUCUAUAGUCAAAAUAUAUUUGUUAAAUGGAAAUCUUUUAUCCCAGUUUGGUAAAAAUACAAAUCAAUACUUACAUGUUAGUUAUUGAGAAAGUGUUUGGUCUCUACAAAUGAGUUGUAUGUACAUGAAAUGCUCAUGCUUUCUGCAUUGCAUUGGCACAACGUAUGUAUGUUUUUCCAGUCACAUGAGGAAGUUGCAGAUUGUUGUAUCAGACUACAAAGGGGUGUUACCCAAAGCUGGAUAUAUUGAGUGAUUCACUUUAUGAUUUACACAUUCGAAAGCUGUGUUAAGUUUUAUGCCCCCCUCCCCCUCUUUGAAGUAUUGGGUAUAUUGUUUUGCCAAUUGUCAGUUGGUCAGUUUACCAUUUGCUUUCCGAUCAAUAACUGUAGAGUGCUUGGUCUCAAAAUGGCCAAACUUCAUUGGAUGAUUGCCAUUGGUCAGAAGGUGACCGAUGUUUUGCGGGUAAGUAGGUCAAAGGUUAGGGUCAUAGUGACAUUGAACAAUAAGUAAAGAACACUUUGACCUACAGUCACAAAACUUCACAGGAUUUUUGCUUUUUGUAUGCAGAUGACCCUUAAUUUUUUGCAGGGUGGUCGAGGGAAAGACCAUCAUGUCUGGUAUAUGUUUUUAACAGCUCUUGUUUCUGUUAUUUUUAUCUACAGUUAAUGUUUGACAUAUUAGAACUGUGUUACGUGACUGCUUAUAUUUUGAACAUACAUAACAUAAAAUACAUAUUGAAAAUAACACUUAAUGAAGGAGCAUUUUUGAAAGAGAAAAGGUUUUUAAAACUACCUGAAACAGAGUUUUCAAAAAAGAACAGGAUCUUCACAGUUGAAGUGUAGUGUGACAGUAUUUUGAAGCCAGUGUUUUGCAAUGAAGGUUUGUGUAUUGCAAAACAAAUAUAAUGCUUUUCAUGUUACUAGUAAGAUGAGUAUGAAAUUUUAUCUGAUAUAAAUUGGUAAAUUUUUCAAAUAAAUGUGUUUAUUAUAUCAUUUUAAGAUGGUUUAAAAAAGGUCAUUUUUCACACAUUAAACCCUUAUCAUGCUGGGCACUAUAGAUUCUGCCUUUGCGGCCAGUGUAGAUUGUGAUCAGCUUGCACAUCCGUGCAGUCUGAUCGUGCUCUGCACUGUUUGCUAUUCAGUCAGUAUCUUUUUGAUAAGCAUCCCCUUAAACAGUUAAUGGUACUGUCCAGAUUGGAAGAUGGACAAGUUCAUUAUAAAAACUUAUCAAGGUAAGGGUUAAAACUAAAGUGAUUUGCUGAUUUAUUGCUUAUUGAAGGUGUUUGUUGUCAAGAAGUGUAACAUGUAUAAUUUGUCUCUUUUAUGAAAGUAUUGAAAUGGUGCUGUUUGUUUUCAAGGAUAUUUCAGCAUGACAGUGAUUAGUUAUAUAUGUAGUACAGGUGGAUGGUAUGGCACCAUCCAUCAUCUUUCAUUAGUAUUCAUUAUGUAUGUUUUAUACAUCUGUCAUAAAUAGUAACAUCUUACGGAAGUUCAGAUUUGAAAAUUCUUUCAGCUUUGUACAGUUAAACACUCAUGAAAAAAUAAUUUUGUAAGCUUUUCCUUCCCAGUAAAUAUUUUCAGUUGAUAGAUUCUCACCAAACUUGGUCAGUCAUGUAUUUUGUUUGAACCUCUCACAGUUUUAUUUAGAAGAUUCUGCUUUUUAUGCCCCCGGCAUCUACUGAUGCGGGAUACAUAUAGUGAUUGUCCUGUCCGUUCCUUCGUCCGUCCAUCCGUACAAGGUUAACCAAAUUGGACGGUUUCGUCUAGCAUCAAUACCCCUUACUAGAACGACUUGAUGAUAAUGUAGAUGUAACCUGUGACCAUUCCUCAUCUUCAGACAUCACCUGACCUCAGUUUGACCUUGACCUUAACCUCAUUUUGGACUUAGGUUGCUUUAUAUGGGCCAUCUCUUGGUUAACCGCUUGGGACUGUUUUGUCUAGCAUCAAUACCGCUUACAAGAAUGAAUUGAUACUAAUACAGAUGUAACCUGUGACCAUUCCUCAUCUUCAAACAUGACCUGACAUCAGUUUGACCUUGACCUCAUUUUGGACUUAGGUUGUUUUGUAUCGACAAGGAUGCCACCGGGGGCAUCAAGCGUUUAUUGAACGCAGCUCCUUGUUUUGACACAUGUUUCAGUUAAUUUGUUCAUUCAUAAGCACAUUUAAACACCUUGCAUCUAUGCUUUUAACUUUCAAAUGAUUGAAGGGAUUCUAGUGAAACUGAUCGGUUGUUAACCGUGAUGUUGCAUUGUGUGUCUCGCUCAAGAGUCGGGCCUGUACCUCCAAGUUCAAGGUCUUUGGCAAGUUUCAUGCACACUCAUUUAGAGUAUUUUGUGCCUCAACUAUUAACUUUUAAAUACUUGUACGGAUUAUAAUAAAACUAAGCUUGCCACUUAGCUCAUUAGGGAGAACGUAGAUCUAGGGAUCUCAGGGUCGUGAGUUCGAUCUCCGGGCAGGGUGUAUGUUCUCCAUGACAAUGUUUUAAAAGACACUUUGUCUGAAAUCAUUCGUCCUCCACCUCUGAUUCAUGUGGGAAAGAUGGCAGUUACUUAAGGAGAACAGGUUUGUCCUGUUAAAGAAUGCAGGAAUACUGGUUAGGUUAACUGCCCACUAUUCCAUAACUGAUGUACUGUUGAAAAAUGGGAGUUAAACCCAAAACAAAUAAUAACAGCUCACACAAAUUGUAAACAUGAUAAGAAGAUUUGUUCAUGCCAAAGUCAGGUACCUGCCUACAAGGUCAGUGUCACAGGCAACAGUACUUACAGUUUCAUUAAAUUUCAUAAAUAGUUAAUGUAUUUCUUUUCUCAGGAUUCCAGUGAAACAUUACACAUAGGAGUACAUUCAAACUUUACACAUGGGAUUCCAUAUUAACAUUACACCUUGGAGUCCAGUCAAGUUUUAUACAAGGGAUUUCAGAUUAUAAUUGUAUACACAUGAAUCUAAAGACAUUUAACACCAGGGAGUCCAGUGAAAUAUUACACAUAGGAGUCCAGUGAAACUUUACACAUGGGAGUCCAGAUUAACAUUACAUAUUGGAGUCCAGUCAAACUUUACAAAAAGGAUUCCAGAUUAAAAUAACACAUUGGAGUCAGAUGAAACUUUACAAAAGGGAGUCCAGAUUAACAUAACACAUUGGAGUCCAGUCAAACUUUACAAAAAAAAAGAUUCCAGAUUAACAUAACACAUUGGAGUCCAGUCAAACUUUACAAAAAAAAAAAGAUUCAAGAUUAACAUAUUAACAUAACACAUUUGAGUCCAGUCAAACUUUACAAAAAAAAAAGAUUCCAGAUUAACAUAACACAUUGGAGUCCAGUCAAACUUUACAAAAAAAAAAAGAUUCCAGAUUAACACUUUACAAAAAAAAAAGAUUCCAGAUUAACAUAACACAUUGGAGUCCAGUCAAACUUUACAAAAAAAAAAAAGAUUCCAGAUUAACAUAACACAUUGGAGUCCAGUCAAACUUUACAAAAAAAAGAUUCCAGAUUAACAUAACACAUUGGAGUCCAGUCAAACUUUAAACAAGGGAUUCUAGAUGAACAUUACUCAUUGGAGUCCAGUCAAACUUUACAAAAAAAAGAUUCCAGAUUAACAUAUCACAUUGGAGUCCAGUCAAACUUUACAAAAAAAAAGAUUCCAGAUUAACAUAACACAUUGGAGUCCAGUCAAACUUUACAAAAAAAAAGAUUCCAGAUUAACAUAACACAUUGGAGUCCAGUCAAACUUUACAAAAAGGAUUCCAGAUUAAAAUAACACAUUGGAGUCCAGUCAAACUUUACAAAAAAAAGGAUUCCAGAUUAACAUAACACAUUGGAGUCCAGUCAAACUUUACAAAAAGGAUUCCAGAUUAAAAUAACACAUUGGAGUCCAGUCAAACUUUAAACAAGGGAUUCUAGAUGAACGUUACACAUUGGAGUCCAGUCAAACGUUACAAAAAAAAAGAUUCCAGAUUACAGGCUGUCUAGCAUACCCUGACAAAAAAUUAGGGCUAAUUUUAGGGCAGUUUGUACAAAAAAAAUAGGGCUAAAAUUAGGAAUUUGGUACAAUUUUAAGGAAAUUUUAGGGCUAAAUUUAGGAAUUUUCAAAUUAAAAUAUGGAUUUUAACGACCAUGUAAUGUGCUAACCUUUAUGUGAUUGACAAAAAAGUAACUCACAAAUAGUGCUUUAUUUACAGAAAAGACGUCUACCAGCUUUCCACUGUUUUCAGCUAUUGUUGGCUGUAUCCUGAGAACUUUUAAACAACAUUUAAAACAUUUUCUCUUUUUGAUCAUUGCAAAAAAGUUAAAAAAUUAGGAAUCUUUCUGAAAAAAUAGGGCCUUUUUAGGAAUUUCCUUUGAUUUUUUAAAAAAAAUAGGAAUUUUAGCCAAAUUGAAAAAAAAAUAGGAAAAAGUAGGAAUUUUAGGGACGCUAGACAGCCUGGGAUUAACAUAACACAUUGGAGUCCAGUCAAACUUUACAAAAAAAAAAAGAUUCCAGAUUAACAUAACACAUUGGAGUCCAGUCAAACUUUACAAAAAAAAAAAAAAGAUUCCAGAUUAACAUAACACAUUGGAGUCCAGUCAAACUUUACAAAAAAAAGAUUCCAGAUUAACAUAACACAUUGGAGUCCAGUCAAACUUUACAUGUCCAUCAAAUAUUUCAAAAGAGAGUCCAAUCAAAUAUAUAAGGGUUUCCAGAGAAACCUUACACAAA
Messenger RNA from Mercenaria mercenaria, 10231 nucleotides. RefSeq names its product enhancer of mRNA-decapping protein 3-like. The transcript has 8 exons. The record is from RefSeq and is a predicted model, not a curated record. Lineage: Eukaryota; Metazoa; Mollusca; Bivalvia; Venerida; Veneridae. Gene Ontology annotation, molecular function: mRNA binding. Gene Ontology annotation, cellular component: P-body. Gene Ontology annotation, biological process: deadenylation-independent decapping of nuclear-transcribed mRNA; P-body assembly. Bases 130 to 1824 code for a protein of 564 amino acids.